ACAUCAAAAUCACAGCAUACUAAUAUAACACAGAUUAAGGUAUUUAUAGCAACAUGCUAAUCCACUUCCACUUCCCUCUCAUAUGUGUAGCUCAAAUCUGUCAUCACUUGUGUAUAAUCAUUCUUCUGGACUUGUAUGUAAUUUCUGCCUCUAAUGUGAGUCUCAGCCUCCUGCCCUGUCAUUACACAGUGUAUAAAUGCCAGUUUCUUACUGAGGGAGCUCUGACUCAGCCUCUCUGGAUGCACCCCUUGAAAUACGAAUCUCACCCUCCCUGCCACAUGUAGUCUCCCACCCCUCUGUGGAAUAUAGACCCCCUAUUUAUAGACCUGGCAAGCCAUGUAACCCUGGGCUGGGCAAAAACUUUCAUUUAAACAGCCAGUGCUUAGCAAUCCAACACGAGCACACGAACACACACGCAUACACACACGUACAGAAAGGACUCAUAGGAGGGAAUGGGUGUGUGUUUAUGCGAGUGAGAAAGAGUGGGAGACAAAAUCCAAGAAGAAAAAGAAGACAGAAACUGUGAGGGACUGCGUGACAUACCGAGCCACCUCUGUGAGGGGAUUCACGGCAGCAGCGAGGAGCCUGAACUGAAGAAAUUACAAGAACGUAUUCUUGGAGUUAUGGGACGUGAUUGACAACACAAUAAUCUGCUCCACCUGUUCUGCACCGCGGGCUAUUGUUGGAAGACAAACAACCGACAACCGACAAAAGAAAAUCCUAAUCGGACAAACCUUCCAAAGAGUGACCCACUGGAAGAAAGAAGAAGACAUUUUCGAGGAAAUACGUUGCAGCUUUGAGUUAGACUGGAAUCACAGGAUUGGUAAUAAAAAACAGAACCCUGCAUUAUUUUAUUUAUACGGUCAGUAGCUCAGUAAAGGCAAACAAUUGUCUAUAAUCCGUUUAAUGCCAAGGUGUAAGUCAAUGUUCUUUACUUAAACAAACGUCUGUCCAAACGUCUGUACAACACUGUUUAAAUGUUACGUAAACACAGUGCUGUAAUUACAAACCAAGCUCGGUGAAAAAUUUACAGACAUUUGUAAUUAAGGACCAUCUAUAAAAGGCAACCAAGGAAAGGGUGAGGUCGGCAGGGAGGGGAGAGUAGGCCGCAACACACCGACAGAGAACAGAAGAAGUGAAGGAGUUCACUGAGAAAACAGCUGCUCCUGGGGGAGAAGGCAGAACAUGGAUCCUCAUGGAGGACACUACCUCAACAAAGACGCUGUGCUGUCACCUUUGGGUGCAGUGCGAAUAAGUCAGCUGCUGCUUGGUUGCACUAUAAUGGCCCUCGUGUCGCACAGCGCAGGCUACAGCGCCACCUAUGGACACUUCUGCAUGUUCGUCUGGUGCUUCUGCUUCGCUGUGACGCUGGUCGUGUUCACCUUGGACAUCACGCGGCUCCACACGUGCAUGCCCAUAUCCUGGGACAACUUCACCGUGGCCUUUGCCAUGUUGGCGACGCUCAUGUACAUCACUGCCUCCGUGGUCUACCCUGUCUACUUCCUGGAUAGCGAGUGCUCCGGUGACAGCUGCGAGGUCCAAAUCUACCGCAUCGCUGUCACAGUCUGCUCCAGUAUCUGUUGUUUCCCAUACGGAGCAGAGGUCUUCUUAACCCGAGCCAAACCUGGAGCCGUGGUGGGCUACAUGGCCACCGUGUCUGGUCUGCUCAAGGUGGUGCAGGCUUUUGUGGCCUGCAUCAUCUUCGGUGCACUGGCUGUUGACACUGACUACAACAAAUACAUAGCCACCCAGUACUGCGUAGUAGUGUUCAGCCUGUGCUUCUCCGUGACCGUGAUUGUCAUCGUACUGACAGUUUCUGGAAGAACCUCAUCCCUGCGCUUUCCCUUCGACCGUUUUGUAGUCGUCUACACCUUCCUGGCUGUGAUCCUCUACCUCAGCACUGCACUGGUCUGGCCCAUCUUCAGCUUUGACAAGAAAUAUGGCACCACGUCUCGUCCUUACUACUGCCCACGUGGAGACUGUCCCUGGGACAGCAAGCUGGUGGUGGCGGUCUUCACCUGUGUCAACGUAGUCCUUUAUUUCAUUGAUCUGGUUUACUCUCAGAGGAUCCGCUUUGUCACUAACGCCCGGGUGUAAAACAAUUACUCACCAAGAGUUUUUUGAACCAGUGAAAAACAGUCGAACACGAUGGACUACAUUGAAUCUUGAGUGAAUUUAUGUUUUUGUAACAGAAGUCAAUGUUUUUUUGUUUUACCAUUGUAACAUUAGGCUUCAGUGCUAGACUGUUACCCAUGAUGCAGUACGUGCUCAGAAUUUGAAUUCCUUACCAAUUUUGCAGUGAUCUACCAGGAAGAACAUAUCGGCACUUUAAAGUUAACGUCAGACAAGAAGGACUUUGGAAUCAUGUCCAAACCUCAGCUUUAAAACUUUCUCUAACUUCCUCUGGAGAGAUUAUUAUGAAGAGUUAGGUUUUAGAACAGUUCCAUGGAGGCCAUAUGGUGGAAGAGUGGUUAGUGCUUUUGCCUACAGCAAGAAGAUUAUCAGUUCAAUCCUGCAUGGUACUUUCUGGUCUUUUUGGUAUGUAUGUUCUCCACUCACUGUGGUUUUCUCCUACAGUCCAAAAACAUUCAACAGUUCAGUCUAAACUGGCUAUAGAUAUAGGUGGGAGUGUGUGGUUUGUUACGUGGUUCUUUGAUAGACUGGCUUACUAUCCACAGUGUAAGGCUGGAGCCAACCCCAUGGAGCCCUGCUCCCACUCCCUGAAAAGGAUUAAGCAGCAGAAGACAAAAAAUACAUUUCCAAGUAUUUAAACUAUUUAUAAUUGUUUUAAAGUCUAUAACGUCUUUUGGAGAAGCCCAUUUGGGAGCAGUCUUCAGUAGGCACUGAAGACUGCUCCCUUCUUGGUUCCAGACCCAUCGUUUCAAUCGUGCAGUUAGCAUAUUUUGUCACAGCUGCUGCCCACACCCAGGAGUAAAGUUAGCUCCGAGGAGAUGGCAUGUGGAGGAGACGAGUUUGUUUGUCAGGGAGCAGAGACGUCACCAAGAUGCUUUUCAUGAAAUAUUGCCUUGCUAAACCCCAAAGAAUUCACGUACACGACAACAACCUCUAACACUGUGUCUUUGGCACACUGUGAUAGCAAACCCUCACUCAGAGGACAAGAGCCUGUGGACUUUAUUAAACAGUCAAACUAUAACUAUCUCAUCUGUUACGCUGGCUAACACCAGGUCAACAACGUGCAACAAAUGUUCCUUUUGUUUCUGAUCCUGCAGUUGUCAGUCUUUCCAUAUAUGUUAUUUUGGAAAAUACAAGAAAAUGAUUUGUCUGUUAAACAGAAGGAUUUUGACUUUUGCUAGUCACCGAAACGUUUUGCUUUUGUGGUUAGGGUUAGGAAUUUUAAUUUUACUUUUGAAGUGAUACUUAAUGAAAGCACGGUUGACUUUGUGCAAACAAGGAAUACAUAUUUGCCCUCCUUCUUUUAGUGUAUUAUGCUAACUUAGCCCCUAGGUACAGGAACAUAUAUAUUUUUUAAUUGUAAUUGGCCAUGUCAUGCUUUUAUUACGGGUAAAUAUCCAAAGGUUAUAAUUGCAUAUUCCCCACAGAAAAUAAAAAUAAAUAUAUAUAUACAUGCCUUUGUUUAUACAUAUGAUGAGGAUCAUUUUGUUGUAGUGUAAAAUUCAAAAGUACUGCUACAUAUAACUACUAAAGAUACCAAUGAGUGUCAUUUUGUAAAAAAAAACAAACAACAAAAACGACCUAGUCUAGGUAUAGGUACAUAUGAGAUGAAUUAGGUUUGUGUAGUUUCCAAAGAUUCUGGGCACUAAGUCCCUGUUUUUAGUCAUGACCUGGUCAUUAUUGCUGUCUUUGAAUAUUAAAGGUAUCAGACAGAAGUUUACUGGAGAUUUUGUUUUGAAGUUUGUUUUUUGUGUUAUAUUUUUGUUCAUUAUGUGAUCAAUAAAACCCUUAU
Molecule: messenger RNA, 3925 nt
Organism: Cynoglossus semilaevis (tongue sole)
Lineage: Eukaryota; Metazoa; Chordata; Actinopteri; Pleuronectiformes; Cynoglossidae
Gene: myadml2
Product: myeloid associated differentiation marker like 2
Exons: 1
Coding region: 1186-2097 (303 amino acids)
Cellular component (GO): membrane
Source: RefSeq, a predicted model, not a curated record